AUGUCUGGUGGUCGCCCAAAGCGACCUAUGUCGGCAUGGCUGCUGUUCUGUGAAGCGAAGCGCGAUGAAGUGAAGAGGGACAACCCUGAAAUUGCCUUCACGGAGAUCAACAAAGUCAUCGCGGGGAAGUGGAAGGCGUUGACGGAGGAAGAGAAGAAGCCCUUCGAGGAGGAAGCAGCAAAGCGUUUCGAAGAGUACAAGGGCAAGAAAGCUCUGUACGAGGCUGAAUGCGGCGACGUGUACUACAACAGGAGAGUCUACGACGAGCCUGAGUACACGGGCAAGAGGAGGCGAGUGAAGGAUGUGAACGCGCCGAAGAAGGGACAGAACGCAUACAUGCUGUGGUGCCAUAGUGUGAGGGAGGAUCUUCGCAAGGCGAAUCCCGAAAUGCCAAUGAAAGACAUCCUUAGGGAGCUGGGCCAAAAAUGGAAGGACCUGGAUCCUUCUGAGAAGGAGAAGUGGGAGGAAAAGGCGAAGGAGGACCGAGAUCGCUUCCUGCGUGAGAAGGAGGAGUAUGAGAGCAUCCGAUAUUGAAAUGCGAGAGACGAAGAGGCGGAGAUUGCUGAUCGUCCUGUUCUUAUAUCAUAAAUUUAGUUUGAAGUG
Molecule: messenger RNA, 603 nt
Organism: Guillardia theta CCMP2712
Lineage: Eukaryota; Cryptophyceae; Pyrenomonadales; Geminigeraceae
Exons: 7
Coding region: 1-534 (177 amino acids)
Source: RefSeq, a predicted model, not a curated record